AGUAAGAUGCAGUGACGCCAGCACUAGAGAGGUUGGGUAUUGCGAGAGGAUGGGAAAGCCUGUUUGAACGCACGUUGCACUCUGAGACCGAGAGAGAGAGAGAGGGAGGACUAUAUCAGACCUUACGCACUCACACACCCUCCCAGUCAGUGAACAUACAGAGGCAUCUCUUUUCCGGCAGCAAACUUCCAGCUUCUCACCCAGAGAUAACUUGUCACCCUCUGGUCUGCAGCAGGUUAAAUAUGAUCGCCUCUCAUCUCCUGGCUUAUUACUUCACGGAGCUAAAGCAUGACCAGGUCCAGAAGGUGGACAGGUGCCUGUACCACAUGAGGCUCUCAGAUGAAGUCCUGCGUGAUAUAUCGGACCGCUUCCUGGCCGGGAUGAAGAAAGGCCUGAGUAAGGACACCAACCCCACGUCCUCUGUGAAAAUGCUGCCGACGUUUGUCAGGUCCACGCCGGAUGGGACAGAGAGUGGCGACUUCCUGGCUCUCGAUCUAGGGGGCACUAACUUCCGGGUGCUGAGGGUCAAGGUUUCGGACCACGGGAAGCAGAAAGUGGAGAUCGAGAACCGGAUCUGUGCCGUUCCGGAAGAACUGAUGCACGGGACGGGCACUCAGCUCUUCGAUCAUAUCGCCAACUGCCUUGCAGAUGUCAUGGAGGAACUGGACAUUAAAAAUGAGAAACUGCCCCUGGGUUUUACCUUCUCAUUUCCCUGUCAACAGACCAAACUGGAUGAGAGCAUCUUGGUUCACUGGACAAAGGGAUUUAAGGCGAGCGGAGUGGAGGGUCGCGACGUGGUCACUCUCCUCCGUCAGGCGAUUCAGAGGCGCGGGGACUUUGACAUCGAUGUGGUUUCCGUUGUCAACGACACCGUGGGGACUAUGAUGACCUGCGGUUACGAUGAUCACAACUGUGAGAUCGGUUUGAUAGUUGGUACAGGCACAAAUGCCUGUUACAUGGAAGAGAUGCAGUACAUUGACCUUGUGGAGGGGGACGAGGGCAGGAUGUGCAUCAACAUGGAGUGGGGAGCCUUCGGAGACUUCGGAGAGCUGGACGACAUCCGGACGGAGUUUGACCGAGAGAUCGACAGAGGCUCCAUCAACCCCGGCAAGCAGCUGUUCGAGAAGCUGAUUAGCGGAAUGUACAUGGGGGAGCUCGUUCGAAUUAUCCUCGUCCAAAUGGCCAAAGAUGGUCUGUUAUUCGCAGGAAAACUUUCACCUCAGCUGCUCAUCAAAGGCAACUUUGAGACCAGAUAUGUGUCAGCGAUCGAGAAGGACAGUGACGGGCUGCAGAAGGCCCAGGAGAUUCUCGCCAAGCUGGGCAUCCAAGCCUGCGUCGACGACUGCUUGGCCACCCGGCGGGUCUGCACCAUCGUGUCGAGCCGCUCGUCAGAUCUCUGCGCCGCCACCCUGGCAGCGGUCCUGAGGCGGAUCAAGGAGAACAAAGGGCUCGAGAGGCUGAGGACCACGGUGGGAGUGGAUGGGUCUGUCUACAAGAAGCAUCCACAGUUUGCCCGCCGUCUGCACAAGGCCGUGCGUCGCCUCGUCCCGUCGUGCGACGUCCGCUUCCUGCCCUCUGAGGAUGGCAGCGGCAAGGGCGCUGCCAUGGUAACGGCGGUGGCAUCCCGCCUGGCCAAGCAGCGGGAGCAGCGGGAGGCGACACUGGGUGCCCUGGUGCUGAGCGAGGAGCAGCUCCUUGAGGUGAAGCGGCGCAUGCGGGCGGAGAUGGAGCGUGGCCUGGCUGCGGACGGACACGCACCUGCGUCUGUCAAAAUGCUGCCCACUUACGUCCGCUCCACGCCCAACGGGACAGAAAACGGAGACUUCUUGGCCCUUGACCUCGGUGGGACAAAUUUCCGGGUGCUGCUCGUGAAGCUUCGGAGCGGGAAGCGCCGGGUGGCAGAAAUGCACAACAAGAUCUAUGCCAUCCCGGUCGAUGCCAUGGAGGGCACCGGAGAGGAGCUAUUUGAUCACAUCGUCCACUGCAUCUCGGAUUUCCUGGAGUAUAUGGGGAGAAAGCAACGCAUUCUGCCGCUGGGCUUCACCUUUUCCUUUCCUUGUGAGCAGCGGGGCCUCGAUCAGGCCAUCCUUUUGAAGUGGACGAAAGGAUUCAAAGCGACAGGCUGCGAGGGCGAAGAUAUUGUCGAUCUCCUCCGAGAAGCCAUCAAGAGGAGAGAGGAAUUUGAGGUGGACGUGGUCGCGAUUGUCAACGACACUGUGGGAACCAUGAUGUCUUGCGGCUACGAUGACCCUCUCUGCGAGGUCGGCCUCAUUGUCGGGACAGGUUGCAACGCAUGCUACAUGGAAGAGAUGAAGAAUGUGGAGGUGGUCGAAGGCGAGGAAGGGAGGAUGUGCAUUAACACAGAAUGGGGCGCCUUUGGAGAAAACGGCUGCCUGGAUGACAUCCGAACCGAAUUCGACCAGGAAGUGGAUCGGCUUUCUAUGAAUCCGGGCAAACAGACGUAUGAGAAGAUGAUCAGCGGCAUGUACCUGGGCGAGAUAGUCCGCAACAUCCUCAUCGACUUCACAAAGCGGGGGCUGCUGUUCCGGGGACAGAUCUCAGAAAGGCUCAAGACCAGGGGCAUCUUCGAAACCAAGUUCCUGUCUCACAUCGAGAGUGAUCGCUUGGCACUGCUACAGGUCCGAGCCAUCCUGCAGAAGCUGGGGCUGCAGAGUACGUGUGAUGACAGCAUCAUUGUGAAGGAGGUGUGCGGCGUGGUAUCGCGACGGGCCGCCCAGCUCUGCGGCGCAGGAUUGGCAGCCAUAGUGGACAAGAUCCGGGAGAACCGGAAUCUGGAGCACCUCCAGGUCACCGUGGGAAUGGACGGCACCCUUUAUAAACUGCACCCGCACUUCUCCUCGAUAAUGCAUGAGACAGUGGCACGCUUGGCACCGCAGUGCCAUGUGUCGUACAUCCAGUCUGAAGAUGGCAGCGGCAAAGGGGCAGCUCUGGUCACAGCGGUUGCCUGUCGGAUACGGGAGGCUGGGCAGCACUAAGAGCCAAUUUACCAUCAGUCUUCCCACGUGCCCACUCCUCUGUCCUUUCACAUGGAGACUUACCCCUCUACACACCUCUGCCCAUCACUGAUCAGUGCCCUUUUCCCAGUGUUAGACAACAACCGAGCCCCAAGCUCUGAGCCACCCCAUGUUCCUGCAGGUAGGAAAGGGGACAGUCUGUCACUGGAGGAAGCUGGAAAACUUAUUUGGCAGAAAAUGGGAACUGCCGAUACAGGAAACUAGCAGAGAAAUUGAUGGGGUGAACUCAACAAGUCUGGCACCAUCUGUAGAAAGAGAGAGAGAGGGAAAGAGAGAGAGAGGGAAAGAGAGAGAGAGACAGAGUCAAAUAACCAUUCAUCGAAAUGCUACCAUUUCUGUUUUUGACUCACAAAGUGGUUCAGUUGGAUUUGCGUGUGUGUGUGAGUAUGAGUGUGUGUGUGUGCGUGUGUGUGUGUGUGUGUGUGUGUGUGUGUGUGUGAAAGUAUGAGUGAGUGUGUGUGUGUACGUGUGUGUGUGCGUGUGUGUGUGUGCGUGUGUGUGUGUGUGAAAGUAUGAGUGAGUGUGUGUGUGUGAGAGAGUGUGGUUAUGUGUGUGUGUGUGUGUGAGUGUGAGUGUGUGUGUGAGAGAGUGUGUGUGUGUGAGAGUGUGUGUGAGUGUGUGUGUGUGAGUAUGAGUGUGUGUGUGUGUGUGUGUGUGUGUGUGUGUGUGUGUGUGUGUGUGUGAGAGAGAGAGUGUGUGAGCGACAGAGUGUGAGAGAGACAACACUGAACCUUGAAAACGCAGAGAAGGCAUAGCAGUCUAAAUCAGUUGCCAGUCACUCCUCAAAUGCCCGCGCUUUGCCGAGGACACACGCAGCGAACUCAUUUGUCUCCUUUCCCGACCUUAGAGGAGAGCGGUAAUUUGGAAAUGGGGAAGGGCGUCAAUUGCCAGACCCGAUUUUUUGGGGCGGGGCAGGGGUGCAAAUUUGGAAUGACUUGAUCUUACAGUUGGGUAAUGUAUUGGCAUUUCCACAACAGAUGGGCACUUGGGCUAUGCCAGGGGAACGGGGCUGGGGCACACAUUCGUAUCCAUUUGGGACAAAUUUGUAAAACUUGGCAGGGGUUGGGGAGGGUGGCGUUUGUGGAGGUGUUGCAGGGAUCAGAUGCUGCUGUUCGCUUUCACAAUUUUGUCUGGUUAGAGACUUUUUCCUUGUGAGGCAAUCUCUCGAUUCCUAAGCAGGAGUGAAAAUGGUUCGAGGGGGAUUGUUCUAUUGAUCACCUGUUAAGGGGCCACUGCUUCAGAUAUUCCCACCACCGUUCUUAGUGCAAUUAACAUGGAGCGAGCGUGCUCACUUCAUAAAACUCACAGCAACUCAUCCACCAAUAAAAAGAACAGCUGGAGAGCCUGAAAUGAAGACAAAUGCUGGAGAAACUCAGCGGGUUUGGCAGCAUGUGUCGAAAGAGAGAGAGAAACCAAAUUAACAUUUCAGGUACAGUGACCCUUUUAUGUUGGGGAUUGUGGCCUGUAAGCCUUGUCUUGGCGAGGACUUGCAUUCUCAAGCAUGGCGUCCACCUCCACCUGUACCUGUUUAAUGCUGGAGAACACUGGCGCUCGGUUAUGAUCGCUAUUCCCCAGCUGGUUUCAAUUCAGCUUUGAAUGAGCCCCUCGUUGUGGCCGAUUCAUAAAGGUUUGCAAGAUUGUCAAAACAGUCAGCGAGACAGCUGUCUGAAUACCCCGUGUCAGAAAACAUGCAGCGAGAUUUCUUCUGGUCCAUAGUGACCAUGUUAAUGUGGUACACCUUGCAGAACCUUGUUUCCACAAGUCAAUAUUCAAUGGUUGUCUGAUAACCCAAUGCUAAGUGAAAGCUCUGAAGUGAUCAGGACCCACACACGGGAAUAGAUUUAAAGGGAUUUGAAAGUGUGUGCCCAAAGUGAAAUUUGAAGCUGCUUUCGGGGAGCAGAUUUAUAUUUGUUGACAGGGAGAAGCUGAAAUAAGGCCGCUCUGCAAUUAGUAAUCUGCAUAUGUUAUAGACCGGGGGCACCCUUUACCAGCUGUACCAUGCUAUUUGACACUGUGUGUUGCAAGGCAUUUAAAGGAAGACACACACACACACGCAGAAUUUAUCUUUAUGAAGAGUAGAGUUCAAAUGCCAAUUGCAGUGGGCGUGAACGGGGACAGUUUUCAGUGUUCUGGACUCGAACAGAGACUGGUCUUCCAGGAAUAAAACCUCUCCAAACAGGAGCCGCAAAGCAAGGGGCUAUCCCCUUCCAGGCCCCGCUCCAGGCUUUGGGAGCAGCUUUUCAGGAAGGAGUUACAUCCUGGAGGAGCUCAGUACUGCCAGUUUGCUAACGUGCGCUUGGGUGUGCAAUAGACUCCUGCCUUCGGUGGCAGGGGAGCAAUAUUAUUUAUUGAUAUUUUAUUUUGUUCAGUUUACACGCGACUGAGCGGGAACCGUUGUUUGUAGAGAAGUGUUUGUAUGACCCUCCCACUUGGCUGUUCCUGCCUUCCUGGCCAUUCAGCAGUUUCAAGUAAAGGAUCAAUUUCACUGUUGAA
This is a messenger RNA of Stegostoma tigrinum, 5528 nucleotides long. RefSeq names its product hexokinase 2 (gene hk2). The coding region runs from base 243 to 2996 and encodes 917 amino acids. Gene Ontology annotation, cellular component: cytosol; mitochondrion. Lineage: Eukaryota; Metazoa; Chordata; Chondrichthyes; Orectolobiformes; Stegostomatidae. Gene Ontology annotation, biological process: glucose 6-phosphate metabolic process; intracellular glucose homeostasis; glycolytic process. The record is from RefSeq and is a predicted model, not a curated record. Gene Ontology annotation, molecular function: fructokinase activity; mannokinase activity; D-glucose binding. The transcript is spliced from 18 exons.